Racocetra persica is the source of this 369-nucleotide messenger RNA. Lineage: Eukaryota; Fungi; Glomeromycota; Glomeromycetes; Diversisporales; Gigasporaceae. The record is from the annotation of a GenBank genome assembly.
CAUAUAGAAAUUCAUGAUAGUAAUCAUAUUCAUGACCUCUCAAAAGAUUUAUCAGGGCACCCAAUAUCACGUCGAUUCACAAAUCAACAAUUAGCAAGGGUUGCAAAAAUGACUACCUCCGGUUCACGUCCUCAGGAAAUAAUAUUAGCUAUUUGCCAAAAUAAUCUAUCAGCAUCAGUAAUAAAUAAAGAUAUCUAUAACACACAUCAGCAGCUUCGCCAACGAAAUUUAGCAGGCUGUACUCCAGUUGAAGCAUUGAUUGAUGAGCUUAGAGAAGAUGAUUAUAUGUAUGAAUACAAAUAUAAUGAUAUAGGCCAUAUUACUCACCUUUUCUUCACUUAUAAUGAAUCUGUUCUACUUACUUGUUGA